Messenger RNA from Propithecus coquereli (Coquerel's sifaka), 1045 nucleotides. RefSeq names its product nucleosome assembly protein 1-like 1 (gene NAP1L1). NCBI's taxonomy places the organism in Eukaryota, Metazoa, Chordata, Mammalia, Primates, Indriidae. Gene Ontology annotation, molecular function: chromatin binding; histone binding. The coding region runs from base 149 to 1012 and encodes 287 amino acids. Gene Ontology annotation, cellular component: chromatin; nucleus. Gene Ontology annotation, biological process: nucleosome assembly. The transcript is spliced from 12 exons. The record is from RefSeq and is a predicted model, not a curated record.
UAGCGCCAUCUGCUCGCGGCGCCGCCUCCUGCUCCUCCCGCUGCCGCUGCCGCCCUGAGUCACUGCCUGCGCAGCUCCGGCCGCCUGGCUUCCCGUACUAGCCACCGAUUUACAGAAAAGUUGUAGAGAUUGUUCAACGAGUUGCCAUAUGUUCCUUACUCAGUUUCUCCUAAUGUUGACAUCUUGCAUUACAAUGGUAUUUGGAGAUCUUAACAACAUGGCAGACAUUGACAACAAAGAACAGUGUGAACUUGAUCAAGAUUUGGAUGAUGUUGAAGAAGUAGAAGAAGAAGAAACUGGUGAAGAAACAAAAAUCAAAGCGCGUCAGCUGACUGUUCAGAUGAUGCAAAAUCCUCAGAUUCUUGCAGCCCUUCAAGAAAGACUUGAUGGUCUGGUAGAAACACCAACAGGAUACAUUGAAAGUAUCAAGGAGGAGCUAAAAGAAAAGGCCAAGAUUGAAGAUGAGAAAAAGGAUGAAGAAAAAGAAGAUCCCAAAGGAAUUCCUGAAUUUUGGUUGACUGUUUUUAAAAAUGUUGACUUGCUCAGUGAUAUGGUUCAGGAACAUGAUGAACCUAUUCUGAAGCACUUGAAAGAUAUUAAAGUGAAGUUCUCAGAUGCCGGCCAGCCAAUGUGCCAGAUAGACUGGAAAAAAGGAAAGAAUGUCACUUUGAAAACCAUUAAGAAGAAGCAGAAACAUAAGGGACGUGGGACAGUUCGUACUGUGACUAAAACAGUUUCCAAUGACUCUUUCUUUAAUUUUUUUGCACCUCCUGAAGUUCCUGAGAGUGGAGAUCUGGAUGAUGACGCUGAAGCUAUCCUUGCUGCGGACUUUGAAAUUGGUCACUUUUUACGUGAACGUAUAAUCCCAAGAUCAGUGUUAUACUUCACUGGAGAAGCGAUUGAAGAUGAUGACGAUGAUUAUGAUGAAGAAGGUGAAGAAGCGGAUGAGGGUUAUCAGCUCUUUGAAGAAGUCAAAAGCUGCAGUAAACUUUUUCAACGUUGGCUGCAGUAAAUAUUUUCAAUAAAAGCUGUUUGGAUGUCUCAA